CCAAAACUUCUCUUCGAAGUAAAGAAGAGGCAAACCCUGUGAAAGAAGAAAAGUGGUCGAGAAACUUCUCCAAGAAGCCGAGGAGAGACUAAAAAGAAGACACAAAAGGUUUGGAGCCCACCGCGGUGAAAUACAAGUGACCAUUACACGACAUUGUUGUGGUACUAAACAUUUGAUCGGAUUCCCAGUAAAAAACCAGUCUACAUAGUAGAGCACGGGUCGAGUUCGCCAUCAGAUACAAAAUUUUAUCUGAAUCAUUUCAGGUUUUCUUGUUAUCCAAUUUUGCUUUGCGUUGCUAUGGCACUGACAAAUCGCAAUCCCAGUUUCCCGUCGAGCUCCUCGGACUCCACUGACGAAGAGAUAUGUUUAUACACGAAGAUCGAAACCACAUUAGCCUUAAAAGUUAAAAGACAUGAGACAAUUAGCAAUCUUAAAGCAUUGUUAAGUGAGAAGGCAGGCAUUUCUGAGAAUCUUCAGGAUCUCUUUUUUGCUGGUAAUCGGCUGAUGAAUGAUCGGAGGCUAGUUGAUUAUGAUAUUCAGCAGGGUUCCACUGUCGACCUUGUUCUUCAGAAUGUAUUUGGAAUUAGAUUAUAUGUCAAAAAACUUUCGGAUCAGGAAAUCAUUGAAAUUGAAGCAAGGUCUACUGACACUAUCCAAAAUAUCAAAUUAAUCAUUCAAACCAAGGAGGGUAUUCAUUCUGAUCAGUACACUCUUGUCCACAAUGGAAAAGUUCUUGAAGAUGAAAGGAUUCUAUCCUCCCUCAAUAUUCCAAAUGAAACAAUCUUUCAUUUGGUUUUCAAUCCAAAAGAUGUCUUACCAAUUUUUGUGAGAACAGUGGCUGGAGAGAUGUUGAAACUUGAAGUUAAAUUUUUGUUUACUAUUGGUGAUGUCAAAGCAAUAGUUGGGAGCAUGACUGAUGUCCUCAACAUUGAUUGGGAUCUGGUCUAUGCAGGAAAGAAACUUGAGGAUUGCAAGACUUUGGCUUCUUAUGACAUAAAAGAAGAAACCAUCUUAGAGAUGCUUACCGCCUUGAUCCAGAUAAUUGUUAAGGUACAGGGUGGGAAGACCAUUACUCUUGAUGUACAACGAUGUAACACCAUUAAAAAUGUCAAGGACAAGAUUUUUCAGAAACAGCCUGGUGUCUGGGACAAUGAUUGGCAUCUGAUCUAUGCAGGAAAGAAACUUGGAAAUUGGAGGACUUUGGCUUCUUAUGACAUAAAAGAAGAAGCCAUCUUAGAGAUGCUUCCUGCCUUGAUUCAGAUAUUUGUUAAGGCAUGGGGUGGGAAGACCAUUACUCUUGAUGUACGACGAUUUAACACCAUCAAAGUUGUCAAGGACAAGAUUUUUCAGAAACAGACUGGUGUCCUGGACAAUGAUUGGGAUCUGAUCUAUUCUGGAAAGCAACUUGAGGAUUGGAGGACUUUGGCUUCUUAUGACAUAAAAGAAGAAACCAUCCUAGAGAUGUGUCGUGCCUCGUUCCCGAUAUUUGUUAAGUCAUGGAGUGGGAAGACCAUUAGUUUUAUUGUUCAACGAAGUAACACCAUCAAAGAUGUCAAGGACAAGCUUUCUGGUAGACUGCGGUUUCCUGAUCAUCUUGAGUGCAUUUUAUUUUUCAAUGGGAAAAAGCUUGAAAACGGCUGUGAUCUAGCAAGUUAUGGUGUCCAGAUGGAUUCCACUCUCCAUAUGGCCCUUUGGCGUUCCGUUGAUAAUUCAGAUAGCUGAUAUUUGCAAACUAUACCAAACUGUACCGUCAUUCGUAUUUUGAAGACUAAGAUUGAGAAGAAACUGCGAGCUCCCCCAAAGGUAAUAUACUUUGAUGGUGUAGCAUUGCAGGAUGACCGUUCACUGGCAGAUUACAGGAUAAACAGGGAUGCAACAUUGAUGGUUACUUUUUGAAGUUAGUUAUCCCUGUAACGGAAUCUACAUGCGUCUUUUGUUUUUUUUUUUUUUUCUCUCUAUAAUAUGUAGUUAGAGAAUACGGUGAAAGUGUCUUCCUUACAACUUAUUCAGACGUGAUGCCAAAAGGGUCAAUUGCAAUAUGCAAAUAGAAAAGAAAAAUGUAUAUAUAAUAGUAGUGGUUCAUGUGCUUCCUUUUAUCUUCGACAAGGUUUUCAAUGAAGUUUCUUCAGCUAGGAAUGUUUCUUAGUUUAUUUAAGACUAA
This is a messenger RNA of Alnus glutinosa, 2161 nucleotides long. Its product is annotated as polyubiquitin-like. Gene Ontology annotation, biological process: protein ubiquitination; modification-dependent protein catabolic process. The transcript is spliced from 2 exons. The coding region runs from base 298 to 1722 and encodes 474 amino acids. Lineage: Eukaryota; Viridiplantae; Streptophyta; Magnoliopsida; Fagales; Betulaceae. Gene Ontology annotation, cellular component: nucleus; cytoplasm. The record is from RefSeq and is a predicted model, not a curated record. Gene Ontology annotation, molecular function: protein tag activity; ubiquitin protein ligase binding.